Arachis ipaensis is the source of this 943-nucleotide messenger RNA. Its product is annotated as putative glutathione S-transferase. The record is from RefSeq and is a predicted model, not a curated record. Gene Ontology annotation, cellular component: cytoplasm. NCBI's taxonomy places the organism in Eukaryota, Viridiplantae, Streptophyta, Magnoliopsida, Fabales, Fabaceae. Gene Ontology annotation, biological process: glutathione metabolic process. Gene Ontology annotation, molecular function: glutathione transferase activity.
AAUAAUUCAUAGUUAAUGCCAAAUUCUCACUAUAUAAAUAAACAAUUCUAAGCCUAGUGUUUGCAACUGCAAAAGCUAGCCUUCUACUUUAGUUUUCCCUUACCAUUCAAUCCUUGAAGGUAUCUUCAAUUUAUUCUUGUAUUGCAUCCUUGUUACUCAUCAAUAUAUGGCAGACGAGGUAGUUCUACUAAAUUUCUGGUGCAGUCCUUUUGGUUUGAGGGUAAGGAUUUCACUUGCCGAAAAGGGUAUUAAGUAUGAGUACAAAGAAGAGGACUUGAUGGGGAACAAGAAAAGUCCUCUAUUGCUAGAAAUGAACCCGGUUCAUAAGAAGGUUCCGGUUCUCAUCCACAAUGGAAAACCUAUUUGUGAGUCUCUUAUUAUCGUUCAAUAUAUUGAUGAAGUGUGGAGUGAUAGAUCUCCUUUGUUGCCUUCUGAUCCUUGUCAAAGAGCUCAGGCUAGAUUUUGGGCUGACUAUGUUGACAGAAAGAUUGAUGAUUCUCAAAGCAAGUUACUUUUGGCGACAAAAGAGGAACAAGAAGCUGCCAAGAAGUCCUUCUUGGAUGUCCUUAAAUUGUUGGAGGAAGAACUUGGUCAUAAGGCUUAUUUUGGAGGAGACAAGUUUGAUUUUUCAGACAUAGCAUUUGUUCCAUACUACUGUUUUUUUAAAACCUAUGAAAUCCUUGGAAAAUUCAAAAUGGAAGAAGAGUGUCCCAGGAUUAUUGCUUGGGCCAAGAAGUGCAUGGAGAAGGAAAGUGUAUUUAAGUCUCUCCCUGACCCACAAAAAGUCUAUGAGCUAUUUGUGGAGGUAAGAAAGAAGUUUGGAGUGGAAUAAUUAAUAAUAAGAUGAGGCCAAAUAGUCAAACUACUGAAACUACAUGUUUGUUUGUUGGUUGUUGCACCUUUAAUAAUGUUUAUGUAAGAAAAUGGCACUUAGAUGAGGCAA